Molecule: messenger RNA, 4443 nt
Organism: Condylura cristata (star-nosed mole)
Lineage: Eukaryota; Metazoa; Chordata; Mammalia; Eulipotyphla; Talpidae
Gene: THUMPD1
Product: THUMP domain containing 1
Exons: 4
Coding region: 55-1131 (358 amino acids)
Biological process (GO): tRNA modification
Molecular function (GO): RNA binding
Source: RefSeq, a predicted model, not a curated record
GCGCCGAGAGCUGUGGAGAAACACGUUUGUGGUUCGCUUCAGCUCUCGCUCGCCAUGGCGACCCCAGUCGAGCAGCCUCCUCAACCGGGCGGCGGGAAGCGCAAAGGCAAAGCUCAGUACGUCCAGCCCAAGAGGGCUCGACGCUGCGAUGGCCUCGCGGCCCGGCAGCUGGAGCCCGGACUCCAGGGCAUUCUCAUCACUUGCAAUAUGAACGAGCGCAAAUGCGUGGAGGAGGCCUACAGCCUGCUCAACGAAUACGGGGACGACAUGUACGGCCCGGAAAAGUUUAUAGAUCAUGAUCAGCAGCCCUCUGAAAGUAAGGAAGAAGAUGAUGAUGUGGAGAGUGCCUUGAAGAAAGAAGUUGGUGACAUUAAGGCAUCUACAGAAUUGAGGCUAAGAAGAUUCCAGUCGGUGGAGAGCGGCGCGAAUAAUGUGGUCUUCAUCAGGACGCUUGGGAUAGAGCCUGAGAAAUUGGUUCAUCAUAUUCUGCAGGAUAUGCACAGGACCAAGAAGAAGAAGACUCGGGUUAUUCUACGAAUGUUACCCAUUACAGGCACGUGCAAGGCUUUCUUAGAAGACAUGAAAAAAUAUGCAGAAACAUUUUUGGAACCCUGGUUUAAAGCUCCAAACAAAGGGACAUUUCAGAUUGUAUACAAAUGUCGAAAUAACAGUCACCUGAACAGAGAAGAAGUUAUCAAAGAGUUGGCAGGAAUAGUAGGCAGCCUCAAUUCAGAAAAUAAAGUGGAUCUUACUAAUCCACAAUACACAGUGGUGGUAGAAAUCAUUAAAGCUGUCUGUUGCCUGAGCGUUUUGAAAGAUUACAUGUUGUUCAGAAAGUACAAUCUCCAGGAGGUGGUAAAGAGUGCUCAGGAUUCAUCACAACUUACCCCAAAGCAGACGGCACAAAAAGGAAAUGGGAAAGAAGCCAAACUGGAAUCUGGUGACCAGUUAAAUCAGAAUGACUUAGCAGAAGAAAAACAUAACCAGCGGAUGGUACCUGAGAAUAACAAGAAACCAGGCCAGACAAAACCAACGUCCGAGACACAGGUGUUGAGUGAGGGAGGAGCUAACCCUAAACUGGGAAGGAAAGUCACAGGAGAAUCCAAGUCAAAUGAAAAUGCCCACUCGUAGGAAAAAAGGCCAUUCGGUGUUGGUUUCUGAACGGGGGUGCUUCGAGAUGUGGCCGAGAUUCCCUGUAAAAUCAUUGCUGAAAUGAUUGUUUUUGAAUUCUGUGUGCGCGCAACGCUAUGUUCACAGCAGCGAGCAGCAGCCGAGGAGCCCGGCCAAGUUUUGUUACAGACCUUUCAGCCCUGUGGGCCUCGGGGAAGCUGGCUGCGCUGUGAACACAGAGUGGGCUGUGGGGGAAGGGGGCCUCUCCCUUACCUCCCCUGCCUUCCCUUCUGCACUGCUAGCUGCCUUAUGGGGACAAGCGAGCUCUAUGAAACAAACUCCAAGAGAAAUUUUUAUUCUAAGGAAGAAUUUUUUGACACUUCACAGUUUCAUGUGUCCCCUGCCACUUUGUUGUAAACAUUACAAAAACUUGGUCCUGUAGUGAAUUGUUUUGUGAAAUCUUUGUACUUUUUGUCAUUUUCUUGCUUUUAUAUUAGGCCCGUUUUAGCUACAUUUAUUAACAUUGGUUUGGUGCAAAUCCAAUGUUCCAGUGCACCAGUAUUUCAAGGUAAGGCGGGAAAUGAAAGCGGACUGUUCUGGGCAUAGGCUUACAGGCCUGUGAUGGGGGUAGUAAUGGAGGAUUUGAAUUUUCAGUUGCUUUGGGAUGCUGAUGCAAAAGGGGCACACUUUCUUCACAGUGGAACCGACUCACUGGUCUCCUGUGGACUCAUCGUUCAAGCUGCGCUAGUCCAUUGUACGCUGCUCAUGAGGUCUGACUGAAAACUUGGCUUUGCCCCAACAAGUGUAACUAAAUCAUAGUUAUUUGCGAAGUGAAGGUGGUGAUUAUUUUAAAUGACUUGGAAUAUCAAAAGCUUUUUUUUUUUUAAUCACAAUACAGUGAAAAGGUUUAGGAAGUAAAUUAUUUAUUAGUAGAAUUUUACUCCAGAAGGGAAAACUCACAUAGCCGGUAAGAACCCGAUAGUACUAAUAUUAGAAUGCAGUCCAAGAAAUGGGAAACUUCAUUCUCAGUUAAACUUAUUAACUACUUACUAAACUGUAGUGUUAACUGCACUAAAGGAGUUUUGUGUCAUUAAUGAAAAGUAGCAGUGUCUCUUUUUGGUUUGACUGGUCAACAGAUUUUGCAGAUAGUUGUCAAACUAGUAUUUGUGAGGUUGUAAAUGAUGAAGGCAUUCAAGAAAACUUUCUCUGCUGCUAGGCGCCUCCCACAAUAGGCCAACGUAAAUGUUAGUGACUUCACAUCUAUAAACCAGAACGUCCUGUCCGGGGAUUGGCUGACACGUGCUGCCUUUGUUUAAUGACGGCAUGCCACCUUCCUCACAGAGGUGCUGAUUAAAAACCAAAACUUGGAGCCGAAGAAAGAUCUGAUAAUGCUACGAAAUUGGUUGACUUUACUGCAGGCCUGUUCAUAUAAGAAUAUUAAAAAAAUAAAACUCCCACAAAAAUAAAACCUCAACUAAGAUCACCUAAAUCUGCUACAUGCAGAAGUCCAGGGGCUUAUCAGGGAGAGUGCUCAGCCGGAUUCUUGAGUGCAAAGGUGAUGCCAGGCCAGGUUUCUGACUGCUUGGAGAAGAAUAGCUACAGAAAGCAGGCAGUUUAGAUGAACAAAUGCACGUUUUGCAAAGUCAUGGAGACCUUGUCUUAAAGUAUCAGGAUCUUAGAUUUUAAACUGACUUAGGAACAAACACGUUGCAAAGGGAACUCUUGAAAUGUUCCACAGACACUUGGGCUUGAAAAUGAAGGACAGUAACAAAUCUCAAGAUUUCAGUCCUUUAAGAGCCAAAAAACCAAAUUAAACAGCAUUUUGCCUCAAUUUCCCAAUACUGAUAUAUAUGACUGUGAGGAGCUGUUUAAACCUUAGGCUUGGGUUUCUGUGGAACAAGAGUAUCCUGCGAUUUACUGCUCAUACUGUGAGGGUUCCCCUCUUUGGAGAGUUUCCUCAGUGUUUCCUCCAGGGAAAAACUUAAAAAGCUAGAAGAGACAGACACCAAAGAAGACUACAAAAUAAGAUGCCCGGACUGAGGAUAUUAAGAUGGGAAAUUAGCUUCUGGGGACAGGUUCGCUCUGCGAUUUGAAAGGUUUGGCAGCUGUGAAUGCUCAGUGUGCCCGAGCUGAUGGCUGCAGUCGUCGAAUUGCCGGUGAACAUGGCAAUACGUUAUUGAGCUCUUGGGCCUGCUUAAAGCAGGCCAGAAGAGUUUUGAGAACAGUCGGGGCUUUGCAAAUGUAAGUGAGGCUGGAACUUCCUUGUAUUGUAUAUCUUUAAAUAUUUAGAUGUUAAUAGUUGAAGUCAUUUUGAAAGAAUAAUAAAAAUAUUGUUAGUAUAUUGAGGGGAACAUGGAAGAUAGAAUUUUGGUGCCUUCAUCUGACUUGCUGUGACACUCCCAUAGAUAGUGCAAAACUUUGGGGACUCAGAAUAUCGUCAGCCACGUGCUGGUAGGACAAAUGGCUGUGCACAGUUGGUUUUCAGUUUCUCUGUGAAAGCUGCUACUCGACAGAUUUUGAUUCUGUACUUUGUUUUAUCUCCUUUGUGUAUGUGUAUUUGGUAAGGCCUGGCUAUGGCCAAAACUGUUUGCCAUUUCUACAGCCUGUGUUCUUUUGGAUCUGAAUUCACUCAAAGAUUUGUUUGCAGGCUCUUCGCUUGUUUUCAUGGACUGUUUUGAACUGUUUCACGUUCACUGUAAUGAACGUGUUCUUUUAUAAACGACGAGAUUCCAGGGUAGGGAUUGAGUGCUUGCUUUUUUUUUUUCCUUUCAAUUUUUAUUUAAAACAAGUCAGUUAAAACUCCACUUCCAUGUUGUGUUUUAGUAAACUUGUUUUGCUUUAUAGAGGAAAGAUUGUAAAAUUUUUUAUUUCAAGGUUAAACAUGAUUUCCAGGCAUUAUUUUGCUUUUGUUAUGGCCAUAUUUCAGCUUGUUCUGAUAUUUUCAGAAAAUAAAAAAUUGUUUCUUAAAGGUUGAUGUUCUCUAUUUUUCUUUUAUUCUGUUCUCAGUCAAGUUUUUGCUCUGUAACAAGUAUAGAUAUAUCAUAAAAGGUGCUUAUUUGUCAAAUUGCAUAUUAGAAAGUCAUUAAGUAUUCCUAAAAAAGUAGUUUACUGCUUUCAAUAAAUAUGCUUAAGUAGUUUAAACUUUAAUGAAUUUCCUUCCAAAGAGGUGUAGUAAUGCAGUACUUCAAUUCAUUGUAACAUUUUAAUUCACUGUAAAGUUAGUUUCAGUAAUAUAUAAAGAUGUUAGAAAAAUUCUCUUGAACAUUUCUCUUAGAAUAGCUCUAAUCUUUAUUUUUAAUUAACCAGACACAAUAAAUUCAUUAUCCUCUGUGC